AAGCCUCCCGCCAGAUUGAGACACCCGACAGCAGAAAAAAAAGGGAAGGAAAUGCUCGACACAAAACUCCGGCCAUCGUCUCUUUAUUCGGCCGCUCCAAGCGUCCCACCCGAUUGGGACUCGUGAGGACGGAAAAAAUCGAGGAAAACAUGGGGAAAACAUGGGAAAAAUCAGACAGAAAAAAAUCUCAGAUUUUGCAAAUAAAUACCUCUGCAGGCCCAAGAGUUUCCGCUCACUCUCCUCCUUUACUCGACGGUAACAGAUAUCGGAAUAGAAGACGGAAGAGAGCGCUUCACCACCACCGCAUCCCCGUGCCAUAGGGAGCUUCCAGAUAUAUUCAUGAAUGGAAGAACCCUAAUCUGCACUACUCUCUUUUCCAAUAUUUCCAUCUCGCCGCCAUCAAAAUAUCCCGAGCUUGAAGUUAGUACUGUCUUCGUGCGUAUCUUUUUCCUGAUUUUCUCCUUCAAAUCGAAUUUUCUUCUUCCUGAUUCGGCAAUGUGGAGGCUUAAGAUUGCGCAGGGUGGCAGCCCGCGGUUGAGGACCACGAACAACCACGUAGGGAGGCAGCUGUGGGAAUUUGAACCGAAUAUGGGCACCGCUGAGGAGAUCGCUGCGGUCGAGAAGGCCCGUGAGCUGUUUCGGGAGCAUCGUUUUGAGAUGAAGCACAGUGCUGAUCUCCUCGUGCGGUUGCAGUUUGCAAAGGAGAAUCCACUUGAAAUAAACUUUCCUCACAUCAAGCUAGAAGACCAUCAAGAUGUUACAGAAGAAGUUGUCUUGACCUCUUUAAGAAGGGCUAUUAGCUGUUAUUCUACUCUCCAAGCACAUGAUGGACACUGGCCUGGGGACUAUGGCGGCCCGAUGUUCCUUAUGCCUAUCUUGAUUAUAGCUUUAUCUAUUAUCGGAGCAUUAAAUACUGUUUUAUCACCAGAGCACAAGCGGGAGAUUCGUCGUUACCUCUACAAUCAUCAGAACAAAGAUGGUGGUUGGGGUUUGCAUAUAGAAGGCCACAGCACCAUGUUUGGUUCAGCUUUGGCAUAUGUUGCAUUGAGGUUGCUGGGUGAAGGACCUGAUGAUGGAGAUGGGGCAAUGCAAAAAGCACGAACUUGGAUUCUAGAUCAUGGUGGUGCGACAACCAUAACAUCAUGGGGAAAAUUUUGGCUCUCUGUACUUGGAGUGUUUGAAUGGUCUGGCAACAACCCAAUACCUCCAGAGAUGUGGUUACUCCCAUAUUUUCUCCCUGUCCAUCCUGGACGAAUGUAUUGCCACUGUCGGAUGAUUUAUUUGCCCAUGUCUUAUAUAUAUGGAAAGAGGUUUGUGGGUCCAAUUACACCUACAGUUUUAUCACUAAGGAAGGAGCUAUAUGGUUGUCCCUAUCAGCAAAUAGAUUGGAAUCGGGCUCGAAAUGAGUGUGCAAAGGAAGAUCUGUACUAUCCCCACCCGUUGGUACAGGAUAUAAUUUGGGCUUCACUUCAUAAAGUUGUUGAACCUGUUCUAAUGCAUUCGCCUGGUAGCAAGUUGAGAAAGAAGGCUUUGCAUACUGCAAUGCAACAUAUUCAUUAUGAGGAUGAGAAUACUCGAUAUAUUUGUAUUGGUCCUGUUAACAAGGUACUAAAUAUGCUUUCCUGCUGGAUUGAAGAUCCAAAUUCAGAAGCAUUCAAGUUGCACCUUCCAAGAAUCUAUGAUUUUCUGUGGCUUGCAGAAGAUGGCAUGAAAAUGCAGUCUUAUAAUGGCAGCCAAUUGUGGGAUACAGCUCUUGCUGUUCAAGCAAUUAUCUCAACUGACCUUUCUGAAGAAUAUCUUCCUACUCUUAGGCGGGCACAUGACUUCAUAAAAAAUUCACAGAUUCUUGAAGACUGCCCUGGUGAUCUUAGCUUCUGGUAUCGCCACAUCUCUAAAGGUGCAUGGACCUUUUCUACAGCAGAUCAGGGUUGGCCCGUAUCAGAUUGCACAGCAGAAGGAUUGAAGGCUUCAUUAUUGCUGUCGAAGAUCUCUCCGGAAAUUGUUGGUGAACCAUUAUGUGCAGGGCGGAUUUAUGAUGCUGUUAAUGUCCUUCUUUCCCUUAUGAACAAAGAUGGUGGUUUUGCAACUUAUGAACUUACAAGAUCCUAUGCUUGGUUGGAGAUUAUCAAUCCUGCUGAAACUUUUGGGGACAUUGUCAUCGAUUAUCCAUAUGUUGAAUGUACUUCAUCUGCAAUACUGGCACUGACAUCAUUUAAAAAAUUAUACCCUGGCCAUCGCAGAGAUGAUAUAGAAAAUUGCAUUAGAAAAGCAGCUAAUUUCAUUGAAAUGAUUCAGCAACCUGAUGGAUCAUGGUAUAGCUAUUGGGCUGUUUGCUUCACAUAUGGCACAUGGUUUGGAGUGAAGGGAUUAAUUGCUACUGGAAGGACCUACCAGAACAGUUCUAGCAUCCGUAAAGCGUGUCAAUUUCUGUUGUCAAAACAACUGGCAUCGGGUGGUUGGGGAGAGAGCUAUCUUUCAUGUCAAAACAAAGUGUAUUCAAACCUUGAGGGCAACCGAUGUCAUGCAGUGAACACUGCAUGGGCCAUCUUAGCUCUAAUUGAUGCUGGGCAGGCUGAGAGAGACCCAGAACCUUUGCACCGAGCAGCGAAGGUGUUGAUUAAUAUGCAAAUGGAGAGUGGCGAUUUUCCACAGCAAGAAAUCAUUGGAGCCUUCUUCAGAAACUGCACGGUUAGUUAUUCACAGUAUCGAAACAUAUUUCCAAUAUGGGCUCUUGGGGAAUAUCGCUGUCGUGUCCUGCUGACCAAGAAAACCUGACUGCUAAUCUCUUCUGCCAUAUUAUAAUCCUUGGUCAGAAUGUUGAUGUUUUUGCCCCUCGAUCGAACUAUUCAGAGAUGCAGAUCUUACUGCUUGACUGUCAUGGAAGAAUGGGUUGCACGAACUAUUAGACUAAUCUUCAGCUUUUAUUUGCACAAAGUGACCAACAUGGGACUCAAAUCCAUGUGAUUGCAUCUGUCAGCCACAGCAUUUUACUAUUGCACCAAGCUAUGUUCCCCAUUGCAGUAGCAUCUGAACAAUUAAAUAUUUUCCCUAUUUUUAAUAUUUUGUUGAUUGAUAAGUGCAUAUGAUGCUUGUAGUGGAAAGUUUGCCCAUGCAUGCUCAAUCUGUUAAUUUUGUGUUAAAAACGGUGAGUAAUGCAAACUAUGUCCUCAAUAUUUAAACCUUCCCUAUUUUUUACAUUUUGUUAUUUGAUAAAUGCAUAUGAUGCCUGUAGUGGACAGUUUGCCCAUGCA
Messenger RNA from Elaeis guineensis (African oil palm), 3251 nucleotides. RefSeq names its product cycloartenol Synthase. Gene Ontology annotation, cellular component: lipid droplet. The record is from RefSeq and is a predicted model, not a curated record. Gene Ontology annotation, molecular function: intramolecular transferase activity. Gene Ontology annotation, biological process: triterpenoid biosynthetic process. NCBI's taxonomy places the organism in Eukaryota, Viridiplantae, Streptophyta, Magnoliopsida, Arecales, Arecaceae.